GCCUAGUUCUGACCUCCCCUUGAACUGAUCUCCAUCACUGAAUCACUUUGUUACUCCCAACACUGACCCAAGAAAUGCUUCUUUCUCUUGUGCAGAGCACCAUCACUUCCUCACCUUUCCAAUCCUCCUCAACCUUCAAGAUUCUGAGUCCCAAUACUUCUUCUGAUCUCCCCAAAAGUCUCUUUCUUGGCUUUGGAAUUGAACCCACAACAAAUGCCCUUCAAAGAUUCCUCCUUUUCACCAAAAGCUCACACUUUGCUAAACCCAGAAACCCUUCCUCACUCUCCAUCAAUGCUUCUCUGAUUGAAGCACCAGUCUUAUGGGCUGGUAGGCUUUGCAUCUUCUAUGCUCUCUUGAAGACUGGUUUGGCUGGAUCUCAAGCUAACCCACUUGUCUCAGAUUUGGCUGAGAGUGAAGGUGGUGGUGUUGGUAUUCAGUCUGAUGAUUUGGGGUUUUCCAAGUGGUUGAACAGCAUACAGGGAAAACCAGUGAAAGACGCAGCUGAUAGAAGGAAAUUAGUCAGCAAAUGGCAUCCUACCACAAAGGGUACACUCAGAAGGAAUUACAGGGUACCAUCUAAAUCUGAAGGGCGGCGUGUUCUAAAAGCCAUUGCCUCUUUAUUGUCAGAUGAUGAUCACUUCGUAGAUGCCAGCUCCCACAAGGGUUGUCAGAUUAGAAGGGAGACUGCUCAUGGAGAAAGUGUGUGUUGCAACAAUGUGAGGGCUCUGUUUGAUGAGCUCCCAACUCCACACCUAGUUGUGGAAAUCACUCCUUUUCCUGCUGGUUCUCUUACAGAAAAGGAUUACACCAAAGCUGAGAAAUUAGAGAAGGUGCUCAGAUCCGGUCCUUCUGUUUGAGUAAUGGACUUUUCAAGCUUUCACUUGUUUUGUAUUCACUUCGACUUUGUACAUAGCAAAAUAUCAAAUGAAGUUUGGUUUCUUCC
This is a messenger RNA of Rosa rugosa (rugosa rose), 943 nucleotides long. RefSeq lists its product as uncharacterized. Bases 75 to 857 code for a protein of 260 amino acids. Lineage: Eukaryota; Viridiplantae; Streptophyta; Magnoliopsida; Rosales; Rosaceae. The transcript is spliced from 4 exons. Gene Ontology annotation, cellular component: chloroplast envelope. The record is from RefSeq and is a predicted model, not a curated record.